AGAAAUAUAAACUGUAAAAAUGCAGCUACGUUAUAUGAAGACUCUUCUGAACCCGCAGGUAAAGAAGCUACCUUUUCUAAUUUUGUUUUAGAAUGACAAUUAUUAUUAUGUUACCAUAUGCAUCGUGAACGAGAAGUUAUCUAGUUGCAGCUCCGACUUCGAUCUUUUGUUGCCUAUAGAUAGUUAUGGUGUAUGUAAUAAACUCACAGGAAAAAAAUAUUGCUAUAUUUUAAUGAAGUUUUUUUGCGUUUCGCUAGGUUUUCAAAAAAAAUAUUAUGUAAACAAGGUUGAUUCCUUUUAUUGGACCCAAAUUAAGCUUAGUGCUCAUACCCUAGUUGGUUUGUUCCUGAGAAAAUGUUUUGGUGAAAAGUUGGACACCGUCAUACAAAAGUUGUUAGAUCUUUUUCAGUUAAUGUUCUUACGUUGAUCGACAAUAACAACUGCUGCAUAUAGAAAAGAGAGAUGUUUUAAAAUGUCCAGAGGCAAUUUUUCUUGCAGUCCUCCUCUUACUUUUAGUUUGUUGUUCUUUCUCGAUACAAGUUGCAAGGUGUAUUGUUUACCGAAGAAAUGAAUAGAAUAGAGUGGAAUAGAAAACUUGUUAAUGUGAUGGAAAGGAUCUUUUCCCAUUUAAAAAAAACCAACCUGGGACAGAUCUAAGAAAUGUAUUACACACCUCUUAUUAACUGUGUUCAAGGUCUGUACUGUAAGUUAUGGACCAGGUUCUUUCAGCUGAAAUUUGAAACCCAAGUGCUUCACACUUGGUUUAUAAAGGUGAGUGGGAAAGCAAGGUUCAGUAACUGACAGUACUGACAGUACUGACUGAAUUUAAACUUUUGAAUUUAGAGGGCUGUAAAAUGAAAUAUGACCUGCUAAAUUGCAUAUCGCAUGUUGAUGUUCUAACGGAGAGAUAUGAUAAAAUAACUUAUAUUAGGAUUUUGAUCGUUGUUAUAUUGAUUACAAUAAGAGUGAAUCAAUAACUUUAUUAUUUAAAUUAAAGGAUGGAGCCUGUAAGGUUACAGCUAUGGCAUGGUCACCAAACAACACCAAAAUGGCCGUAGUCACCAUGGACAGAGUAGUUAUACUUUAUGAUGAGCUAGGAGAGAGAAGAGAUAAGUUUUCAACAAAACCAGCAAAUUCACAGGUAUUGUGUGUUAGUUUUAGUAUUCAACCCUAGAGUGACUAGCAUCUAAAUUCUCUCCUUACUAUAUCACCCUUGAAUUGCACAUUAAAGUCACGUAAAGCAAAUGAUCAGCAACUGAAGAAGCUCUUGAUUGUGACAAAAAGUCUCAAUUUCAACACCUUAGGAAACUUAUAGAGAACAGUAUGGAGAAUAUACAUGCUGAUGUUAGGGUGUUAAGGGUUAACCCUGAUAUUAUGAAAAAUUUUAUUGCUAUUUUCAAUGGUGAGUAGACUUGAAAUGAAGUAUUACUGUUUGUCUUGAAAUGUAGUCACUUCUAAUGUGGAUAUCACCAUUGAUCAAUUUGGCAUCACAUAAUAGAUUAUUAUUAAUAAGUUAUUUUGCCUUCCCUCUCAGGCAGGAAAGAAGAGCUACAUUGUAAAAGGACUUGCCUUCUCUCCAGACUCUACAAAGAUUGCUGUGGGCCAAACUGACAACAUUAUCUAUGUGUACAAAAUUGGAGAAGAAUGGUAUGGACUAACAAAUACUCAGACAUACUGCCAUAUUCAAGUCCUAAUUACAAAUAAGAUCUACAUUAAUGAAAUAAGGUCUUAUAAACCUCCUGUAAUAAAGACAAUAAGUAAAGGUGACAUGUAAAAAGAGAUAGUGCAUCAAAGAACUUUUGAUUUUUAUAUUGAUUCUUUUCUCUGACAUUUUUAGGGGUGAAAAAAAAGUUAUCUGUAACAAGUUUGUUCAACAGGUUUGUUGAUAUUUCAUUUUCAGUUUUGUACCUUAAAGAAACUUGCUUUGGUAUUUUGUUUCAGUGAAAAUGGUGACUCUGUGUGAUAUGAUAUUUUUUAGACCAGCUGCCAAUUUUCUGUGGGCUUUAUAGAGACAUGGGUGGUGGGGAGGGGGGGUACAUUGGCUGAGGUCCAGGUUCCAUUGGGCUGGAAACUUAACUCUCACCUAGUGCCCCUCUCCACUCAAGGUUAUAAUUGGGUUCCAGUGAACUGUCAGGAAACCUGAUAAAAUGCUGCAGGGUGGAGAGGGAGGAAUGGGGAAGGCAACCUUCUGUAAACUAACAUCUUGUCCAGGGAGUGUAACUUGCUGAGGACAAGCAUCCUACUGGGAGGUAAUCACCUGCUGUGGAGUAGCAUCCCAUCCAGGGAGGGAGGAAGGAGGCAAUGUUGCCAGUCCUCUCAUGCUAGAGAGAGUUGGAUAAGCUUUGUCGAGGUGAGCCUCCAAUCAAGCAACCUGACUUUAUUUAUUUUUUCUUGGUAGAGUCCUGUUACCUGUUUGAUAUGGCCACCUGAGCAACAGAACAUUGUCUUCGGCUUAGCAGAUGGAAAGGUAAGUUGAUAAGUGUUAAUAAACAAGAUAAAUUGGUAGACACUUAUUAAGCUACUUGUUUAAUAAUUAUAGUAUCUGCAUUGUAAUAUUUGGUAUGUAACUAUGCAUUGACAAACUUGAGCUUGCCCAAAUAACAAGAAAAUAAUGUUUGUAUUUGUCAUUAACGUGUAAGGAUUCAGUCAAAAAAUGGUACACAAUGUUUUCCUUCUUAAACUUCACAGGUCCGUAUUGCUAACCUCAAAACAAACAAAUCAACCACACUCUAUGGAACUGACAAUUAUGUUGUGUCUCUGACUGCAAAGUAAGUUUCGUGAUCUUAGUGUAUGUACUAACUUAAAGUAAAAAACGUUAAUGAUUAUAUAUUAGGGAAAUAGUUUUAAAAAAAUAGUGUAUCCUAUGUUAAGAGAGAGAUGAUUAUUUUAGGCAAAUAAGGAAGAAGAAUUGGUGAGUGUAACCUGAGAUUUACUCUCAGGAAUGAUGAGUGAUAUAGAAGUUAAUUUUCCAGCACUGUUAGUAGUUUACUACAGCAUCUGUGUUUAUUAUUUUUAUUAUUUUACCUUACAGUGUCUCAGGAAAAGGAAUUCUCUCUGGUCACAUGGAUGGUGCUAUUGUAAGGUACUUUUUCGAUGAUGAAGGAACAGGCUUAUCACAGGUGAGUUCUGUAGAGUGUGGUCAUCGUCUCAGAUACUUUGUAAUGAGUGGUAUUUUUAAGUCAAAUAUCUGUAAUCUUUUACUGGCUAUCCCUGCCAUAAGGUUUUGAGAAACAAAGGACUGGCUGUUCCAUUAAAUUUUCUUCAGCUUUUGUUUCACAAAACUACUUUCUACACCAUCUUUAACUUUGCCAAAUGUUUAAUCUAAACAUUAAUUUUUAGUAAACAGUGUCAAAUAGUCCUACAAUGAAAGCAGCAUUGAUUUUUUCAAACAACCCACUUGCCAAAGCUGAAUUUACUCAGGCUUCUUUCUGCAAUUGCUACCAACCAAUGAUCUCAGCUAAAUAUUUUUUAUGCAGAAAUAUUCAGAUCCAUUGAUUGUCUAUUAGAGAACUGUGUAAGAUAGAAGUCAAUUGAGCAACCAGCCCUGUUUCCUUCAUUCACCCUUUGUUUGAUUUUUGUAGGGUCAGUUGUGUAAGCAUUCUUGUUCCCCAUAUGCCCUGUGUUGGGGCUCAUCAAUUGUUGCUGCUGGUUGUGACAAAAGAAUUGUUGCAUAUGGAAAAGAAGGUAAUAAGUUUGAGAAAAAUUGAACUAUGUAUGUGAUCCAUAGCAAGGAAUUUUUCUCUUACAUUUUAUUUUAUUGUGUCAUUCCCCAACCACUAAGACUACAGUAGUUAGUUUAAAACCAGCUUUUCUUCCUUCAGAAAAUUUCAGUUUUACUUGCUGACCCCUUUUUUCAUGAAAGCUUUACUGUAAUUUUUGUUUAAAAAGAAACAUGUAAUUGUUCCUCACAAAAUUAUCCAUUCUCUAUCUACUCUUAGGAAGGGUUCUUCAAAACUUUGAUUACACCAGAGAUGAUGAUGAAAAAGAGUUUACUGUAGCAAUUUGCAGCCCCAGUGGACAGUCAGUAGUGGUUGGAAGCUAUGACAGGUAAUUCUUCCAGAGAGCUAGAGAUGUAGUGACCUAAUAAUAAUUUCACUGGACUCUGGGGCUGGAUUGUUCAAAGCUGGGUUAAGAUAACCUUUGGUUAGUGUGAAAUCUGGUAUCAGAUCUGAAAGUUUUUGAAAGAAAAUUCAGUAUAACUCCCUUGAUCUAUGGUUUGAUGAUUGGAUCUACUAAAAAGAAUAGAAAAAAUUAUCCCAAAACAGCUUUUAUUUAAAGGAAUAGAAAAGACCUUCAUUAAAAUUUAACCUUGAUUUAGUGCUUAUUGGUGUUUGAAAAACUGAGCCCUGGACCUGGGCGGGGUCAUUGUGUUGUGUUCUUAAGCAAAAUGGUUUACUCUCACAGGAGUGUAAAUGGGUGCUGUCCCUCUCCACCUAGGAGUGUAAAUGGGUACUGUCCCAGGAGUGUAAAUGGGUACUGUCCCUCUCCACCUAGGAGUGCAAAUGGGUACUGUCCCUCUCCACCCAGGAAUGCAAAUGAAUACUAUCCCUCUCCAUCCAGGAGUGUAAAUGGGUACUGUCCCUCUCCACCCAGGAGUGUAAAUGGGUACUGUUUCUCUCCACCCAGGAGUGUAAAUGGGUACUGUCCCUCUCCACCCAGGAGUGUAAAUGGGUACUGUCCCUCUCCACCCAGGAGUGUAAAUGGGUAUUAAGGCCAAGUGUCAGGGAGGCCUGAUGAAAUGCAGCUGAAACACUAACCACUCAGCUACCUUAUCUUUCAUCAAUGCUGUUUUGAGAGAAAAAAGGGGAAUAAUUCAUCAGUUGUAUUGUUCUUUUCUCUAGGCUGAGAGUGUUUAACUGGAGUCCAAGGAAAGGUUCAUGGGAUGAAUCAAAGCCUAAGGACAUUCCUUAUCUCUACACAAUCACUUCAAUGGCUUGGAAAAGGGAUGGAUCAAGACUUGUGGCUGUAAGUGGUUUGCUCUUUUAAAAGCAUGAUUUCUUUAGUUGUCCUAAGAACAGUCUUAAUUGCUCCAAUAGUGGUUCAAUUUCAUGGUAUCUCUAUUUAGUGCACUCUUAAACCUGUAUUUGGUAACUGCUAGAAUACCAAGUUUUCUUCAAUUAUUUUGCCAGAGGAAUUAUUGUAAUGUGUGAAUGAAAAAGCUCCAAGCCAUGAGCAUGCUGUCAAUUUGUUUUACACAUGUAUGCGCAUUGCUAGGAGGAUACAACCAGCAGAUAUUUCUGAAGGAUCUCUGAAUUUCCAAGUUCCCAGAAACAAUAAUAUAGGCAGAAAAUAUUCCUAAAUUUUCAGUCUUUGUGCUCAAUAUAAUAAAGGCUGUCAAGUAUAUUGCUGUAUUUAACUUUCAAAGUAUUAUGUUUGAUAACAUUUUUUGUUAAUAGGGUACUUUGUGUGGAGGUGUUGAACUCUUUGACUGUUGCUUGAGAAGAUCAGUUUACAAGAACAAGUUUGAGAUGACCUAUGUUGGUCUCAGUCAGGUAAUUAUUUGAGUAUAUUUUCUUUGCAAUUCUUUUUUUGGAACUCACUCAAAUAUAUCUUCAUUUAUGUUUGUAGUCUGCAACUGGAGAGGAAUGGUCACAAUAUGUCCUCUCCUUCUUUUCUUUCUUUUCUGCCUUUGGAUUGAGCAUGUCAGAUUGUGUUGAUAUGCUGAACAGUCACAAAUCAUCAUGAAAAGAGGGAAUCUCGUUUAGUUUGUCAUUUGAUUGACGGGCAAACACUUAUAUCAUUAUCCUCACUAUUCUGCACACAGUUGGUACUAUUGUACAUGAGUGAAGUUCAUGUCUGAAUUGUUCUCUUUACUGCAGGUCAUUGUGAAGAAUUUGUCAUCAGGAACUCGAGUCGUCCUUAAGUCCCACUACGGAUAUGAGGUACUGCACCCGUUGAUCAGAUAGUAACACUAAACACUAUUGCAAAAAAAAAAUUAUCAACUGUCAGUGGUGUAUGAUAAAUAGGUAUUACCAGUUUUUCAUGGUAAAGGGAGGUUUAGGUAGAAGAGGAAUAUGUUAUGCUAUAAGGAAACAAGUUGCAACAUUUGGGGGCCAACUGACUAAGGUGGGGGGCAUUCUUGUAUUUCUUCAGGAAGUGAACCCACAAAGGUGGUGGGGGAAGAACUUGCAAUGGGGGGGAACCUCCAUGAACCCACAAAAUGAGUAAUCAAGGACAAUUCUAUGAAUUCUAUAAUGUUGCCUGUCCAGAUUUCCCCCCUUCAGUCCAAUCUCCCCAUUACCAAAACUUAUGAUUUUGACGAGGGUUGUCAAACUCUAGGCUUAAUUUUUUCCUGUCUUAAGAGCUUGGACCUCUUCCUCCCUAAGAUACCUCUAACUUUGGUGAUACUAGACUGAUGAGUGAGUUGACUUCAUUUGUAGAUUGAUAAAGUGAGCAUCAUGGGCAAGGACAGAUACCUCGUGGCUUACACCACAGAUACUCUUCUUGUUGGGGACCUUCAAAACAACAAGCUAAGUGAGGUGUGUGUUAACAUUAUUUUAUUCAGCUCUUAUUUCUUUGAUUCAUCUUUUCUACUGCUAAGCUUAAAACAAACAAGUUUCUAAUGUCUCAAAUUUCAGUGUGAUUCAGGGGACAGUUGUUAAACUAUUUACCCCUAGCAGUGAUAAGCAUUCAUUUUUUUUCUUACAAUAUCAACCCUGGAAUACAGGACAUUUCGCACAAAAGACUUUUCUCACAAGUCUUUUAGCACAAGUUUUGGACCGUUUGCACGAUUCUUAGUAGUCAUUUCGCACAAUAAUUAUAAGUGAGAAACAUCGAUUUAAAAGGUAUACUAAUUGAUACUGAUAAGACAUUUCACCUUCGCAUGUCACUUUCAAUAAAAUCCAAUGGCAAGAAUGUAGACAUUUAUUUACGUAAUAACUUCAACUAUAAUUAUAGCUAUAAAGGAAAUGAUUGGAAACUCAAGAAGCUCUUGAUUAUUAGACAAAUUCUCCUUGUAAGAAUCAUAGGAAAUGUAUAGAGAACAAAAAGGAGAAUAUGCAUACUGAUGUUAGGGUGUAAAGGGUUAAAAAAGAAGGUUUAUCACUAAUCCAGGAUUGCAAUUUCAACUUGGUCUGUUUUGCUGGUAUAAGAGUGUACAUUAGGGCUAAUUUGAUAGAGUUUUCUAUUUCACUGUUAUGGAAAACUAAAGGAAGGCAACAACAUGUAACAAUAAGUGUCUGCAAACCUGCCAAAAAUUUAUGCAAAGCCUAUGUUAGCAUUUUGAACAAACUGGCCUUGCAGUGUAUGAAUUGAAUUAUUUUUCUUUGUAUCCUGUUCUUAUUUUUUAGGUCCCUUGGCAAGGAACAGGUGGAAAUGAAAAGUUCUUCUUUGAAAAUGAAAAUGUAUGUAUGAUAAUGAAACAGAACUCAAGACUCAUUGUCACCAUGAGUGGCAAAUGUCCUGGUUCAUAAAAGUUUAUCCUUGUCAACGUAAUACAGAAUUAUAAUUGUGUUGGUUAUAUCUGGUUUUUACCAAAGAUGGAGGAAAAUUUGGAUUGAUAAUUAGAAAGCCAGAUUGAUGUAGUGUAGACAAAAGACAUUCAACAGAAUUUAAGCAGAAUAAAUAUCAAAUGGUAUUGUUACUUAAAAUUCGGUUCAGUUGAUGAAUGGUACCAGACUGUUCAUGGAAAGCCCUGGAACUAGUAUAGUGAUUGGUUGGUUCAUCAGCUUCUCUGCAUGAUUCUGAAAAAGUUUACAUUUUAUAAGAGCAAAGGUGGUGAAGGGUCAAAGAAAAAAUGGGAAGGAACGGAGAAUGUCCUGAUUUUCCAAGUUUCAUUCCUCAAGCCUUAUGAUUCCAGUUACUACAACUGUACUCUGAUUUUCAAUAUUCACAGGUUCACAGGAGGUUCUUGCAACUCUUUCACUAGAAAAAAACAGUUUUAAUUAAAUGUAACUCGUAAGUUAAUUGAAAAGUAUACUUGAGCUGUUCUGUUUACUAUUUAUUUGUGUUUUCAGGUCUGUAUGGUGUUCAAUGCUGGUGAGCUUUCUUUGGUUGAAUAUGGAAACAACGAAAUACUUGGAACAGUGAGAACUGAAUUCAUGAACCCUCAUUUAAUCAGGUAGAGUUGUGGCACCUUCUGUAAAUCUUCUCCCUCUUAACAUGUUUGUUUUGAGAAUUUGCUCUUAGUGAUUUUGGUUUUCAUUACCUUUUCAGCGUCCGCCUGAAUGAAAGAAAACAGAGAGGUGUUGAAAACAACAAAAAGAUGGCAUACCUUGUAGACUUAAAGACUAUUAAUGUUGGUAAGUGAAAAAGGCACAGUCCAGAAGUACGAGUGUCCUAUGGGGGCAUGGGAAGGAGUUCAGUGUACACCAUAGAGGGUAGCAAAGACGGGUCCUGAUCCCGUUUCUCGCACAAAUUUUUAGAAAACUUCACGCGUCACUUGUGUAAAAGGAAAAAUUUAACUCGUCUUUUUUACAAGGGUUUGGGGAAAUAUUGAGGUUUACGUAUAUUUCAAAAGACAAAUCACGCGUCACGCGUCACGCGUCACGACGAAUCACGCUGGCCUUUCCUUAAUCACGCGGCGUGCGGAAACCCCUUACCAUUCUUACAAUAAUUCACUGCCAUGUUUUUUUCUAAGGUUACAGUGUUCAUGCUUAAGAAAUAGUUUAUUUUUGCACCUCAUCCCUCCCCCCUCCCCGCUUAACAGUGCAAUUUUUUCGCUAACACUUUCCUAGUUCCUUCAGGCCUCCUCAAUCUUCCCAAUCCAAUAUGGCAACUAGAGUGACACUCAGCACCACUCUUCCCACCCAGAAAUUUCAACUAAUGUGAGCUAAUGACCAUAAUCUUUAUGUGUGUAAUUUUACCUAUCUAGUUGAUAUGAUCAGCGGAUUUAACGUUGCAAGCGUGAAUCAUGACUCAAGAAUUGACUGGCUGGAGGUUAGAAACUAUUCAUAAGAAAUUUUUGAUAAUCUUCUACCAUUUUGUGUUCCUGUACCCAGAAGAUGAAACUGUUAAUUUUUUUCUUUUUAUUUCAGCUCAAUGAGACCGGAAGGACCCUGCUUUUUCGAGACAAGAAACUAAAGGUAAGUUUUGUGUAAUGUAUCAGCUCAAAAAGCAACUGUUGGUAACGCCAUAAAUUGCAAAUCUCGAAGAAUGUGUCUGUUCCUCUUUAAUGCAUUUCUCCACCUUCUUUCCAUCAGAAUAUUUUAGGCCUAACGGUCGUAAUUUACCUGUUUUCUUUGUUGCAUGUUAGCUCCACCUACUGGAUGUAGAAACACAAACGCGUUCGACGAUCCUAAACUACUGCACGUAUGUCCAGUGGGUGCCUCUCAGUGACGUGGUAGUGGCCCAAAACAGAGGGAACUUAUGCGUGUGGUACAAUAUUGACUCACCUCAGAGAGUCACCAUGUUCCCAAUAAAGGUAAGUAUUGCUGGGCGCCUUCGUGGUACUCUUUAAAAAUUCUUACAGUGCACUAUUGUGGGUGUGUGCUGCUGCAAUCUUAGCUCGUAGCAUGAAGCGCGAAAUUCAAGGUCAGGGGCUUGAUUCCUUACCAGAUACUCCCACGCAUGUCAUAAAAUGAACAAGAUCCCUAUUGUGACACUUGCGUGAGACACUUUGCCGGAUCAUUGUGUUGUGUUCUUGGACAAAACGUAUUACUAUCAUAGUGCCUCUCUGCACCCAGGAGAAUAUUAUGCUUUGCUGACUUAUCCAUUCUUUCUCUUAAGGGAGACAUAGUCGAUCUGGAGAGAGCUGAUGGCAAGACAGAGGUUCUUGUGAAUGAAGGAGUCACAACCAUCUCCUAUACUCUGGAUGAAGGAUUGAUUGAGUUUGGUACAGCCAUUGACGAUGGAGAUUUCCCAAGGUGCUGAUUCCUAAUAGUUAGUGGCUAUCUGUGCUGUGACCACCCUUCGGUCGAUUUUAGAAACGUCUCCUCUACACCAAUGUCAGUAGGGCUUAGCGCGCAGUUUCUUCUCAUUAUCUCACGUAAGCGUGCAUAUAACCAUUGAAACACUGUCAAAAGGUGCGCGAUGAGAGUCAUCGUACAAAAAAAACUGCCUCUCAGAUUUCAGGUGGGGAAAUUUUAUUAAGUUAAGGACUGGCCGUUAUAUAUUGGGGGGGGGGGGUCACGAUAAAAUUUACAUGAUCCCCCUGAGGCUCUGUAGCAUUCUAAUGAUCCCCCUCCCUCAUUAACCGUCAAUUUGUAUGGCCCCCUUUUCAAAUUCUGUUAGAGACGACUGAUCCCUCCACCCCCCAUUCCCCCUGAAAACUAUGUGAUCUUAAAAUCCCCUAAGUGAUUGGGAAAGAAUUCUUUGCUCAGUGAAGGAAGACGAAGAAAAAGACUUACCUGCAAGGGAACUGAAAAUUAUGUUGUUUUUUCAGAGCUGUUGCGUUCCUCGAGAGUCUUGAGAUGUCCUUAGAAACAGAAGCCAUGUGGAAAACGCUGAGCCGCCUCGCUCUGGAGGCGAGGCAGCUGCACAUUGCCGAGCGAUGUUUUGCUGCUCUGGGUGAUGUUUCCAAAGCCAAGGCAUUGCGGCAGAUAAACAAGACCGCUGAACAAUGUGCAGAAGAAAUGGUUGGCAUCACUUUUUUCCUUUUCCCUUUUUUUUUUCCUUUUCCCUUUUUUUCUUUACAAAGAACGAAGAUUCCAGUCGAAGUCUAAAAAGGCUUUAUUUCAUGUUUUCGUGUUUUAAGUUACUUUGUCAUUUUCCAGAUGGAAUCUGCUAAUGUUGGCCAUCUAUUUUGCUAGGAGCAGUUGAGACUUAAAGGCUUUUCGACUUAAGCUGGGAUUUGUACUGCCUCCUUUAAAAUUGGUUCGUGAAUACUUAAGACUCUAGAAUGAACGCGCUAAAUUCAAUGGAAGACACUUGACCUAGAGAGAAAAUCUUCGACAAAUUGCAUGUACUUUAGACUGAAAUAGCCACAAAAACCAGUUCAGAGUGGUUUUGGGCUGGUAAGAUUAUGUAGGCUUAAACGUUUUGAUAUUUUUUAGGGUGGCGAUGGUACAAACCAUGUUCGUGUCCGAGCAAAGCUGGCAGUUUUAGACAAAAACUUCAAGCUGGCUGAGACUAUUCUUCUAGAGCAGGGAUACGUGGAUGAAGCCAUUGAGAUGUAUCAGGAGCUGCAUAAGUGGGACGAGGCUAUAGCUGUGGGGCAGGCUAAGGUAUGCGAGACGGCUAUUGGAGUAACUGACUAUCUGACUGGCUGACUGACUGACUGACUGACUGAAAAGCUAUGAUCGCCAGGUCCUCAUAUUAAGUUCAUUAUUUAUCGUUAACCUCAGGGUCACCCCGAGCUGGAAAAUUUGCGCACAGCUCAUUACCAAUGGCUCUCGGAGACGGCUCAGGAGGAGAAGGCUGGGGAGGUAAGAUCGAAGUCACUAGCUAACAAGGAAGUGAUGAACAAAACUUUAGAUAUAGCAUGGGCAUGCGGCACUGCAACAUUCAAUCAAGCUGUUCUCAAUGCUAAAUUUUAACCAUUAUUGACCUGAGUUUGUUUGUUUGGUUCUCUGUUCAGGUGAAAGAGAGAGAAGGAAAUUACAUGGAGGCCAUUAACUUGUAUCUCAAAGCUGGUUUGCCUGCGAAGGCUGCAAGGCUGGCUUUGAGUAAAGAGGUAAGGAUUUUUUGUUGGUACUUUUUUAGGUUAAAUUAGAAUUUAUCUGUAAAGAGGCGUGGAAAGGAUUUUGAGUUCAACAGCAUUGGGUUUGUAAGAAUUUACGGAAAGAACUUAGUUAAGAGUUUUCUUUUCGUUAACUUUGUGAACGUGAAUGUUGUUUUUGGUCAUUAGGAGCUAAUUCACUCAUCGGAGUUACCGGAGAGAAUUGCGGGAGCUCUUCUUAAGGGCGGAUUGUACGAGCAGGUUGGUGUCUGAAAUUCUUAUAUAAUCAGUUAAACCUCGAACAAGAGUGCCUUUCGAUUGAGUGUCGUUAAAACCAAAAGCAAAGUAAUCACAACAGCCAAUCAGAGAAGAGGAAAAUGUCACAACGACCUAAUGAGAAUUGAGAAUGAGCAGAUUGCUCAAAGCGCGAAAAAACGCGUGUCACGAACUCGCGAUUGGUGCAUGUUCUGAAAUGAUGGCGCGGUUUUCAAAUGAAAUUGCUAAAACACCAGAACCAAACCAAUUAUAAGGCUUAUUCAAAACAAGGUAGAGCAAUUUUUCACUGAGUGUAGAAAGUAGACCGGGGCUACUUUGCUUAUUAUCUACUGCGCUCUGUGAUUGAUCUAGAAAACUCGCGCCAAUCCCUAAACCAAACAGAAGCAAAACUAAAACCAACUGCGACUUGGUUCCUUGCAUUUUCACGCUCUCCUAGCAGUUUGCUUGAUUUUAGUUCGAGUUCUUGUUGGCUUCUUGUGAUAUUUUCCUUUUUCGGCGAAGUUUUACUUACUUUAGUGAUGGAUUUAUUACAAUCAAACGAGAAAUGCACUCUGCACAACACAACCACCUAACGAGAUCUUUACAGUAACAUACGACAUUAGCCAGAUAUGGGAAAACGCGCGUAAUGAAUUGUAUUAAAUGUUUUUCUCUCAUGAUAUAGGCUGGAGAACUUUACGAGAAAGUUGGCAAAAACGACAAGGCGAUGGAUUCCUAUCGCAAAGGACAUGCAUAUAGAAGGGGUAAGAUAUGCAAGUUGCUUUUUAUUUGUUCUUCCUGUUUCACUAUGGAAAUAUUUAGUACUAAUUUGCCAUACCUUUUUUCCUUCCCCUUUCGCUGUUCAGCGGUUGAACUGUCCCGAGCGGCUUUCCCGAGAGAGGUUGUGAAACUAGAGGAGGCCUGGGGUGAUUAUCUGGUUUCCCAGAAGCAAUUGGAUGCCGCUAUUAAUCACUACAUCGAGGCUGGGUGAGUAGAUCGACAUUCUGUCCCACCCUUCCCCAGUCUGUCUUGUAGCCAUUCUUUGGAAUGUCACGCAACGCUUUUGGGAGAUGGGGAUUGUUGAUUGGUUUUGAGAUUGGCGCGAAUAUUUAAACCAGUCACAGGGCGAAGAAAAGCCAAAAAGGCUCAGUCCCGGAUUAUUUUAGACACUCGAUUGAAAUUUUUUUGAAUGAAUUUGAUUAUUCUCCUUGUCAGGUGUUCAAUUAAGGCGAUCGAGGCGGCCAUACAAGCCCGUCAGUGGAACAAAGCCGUUCAGAUUGUGGAAUUACAAGACGAUAAUGUGGCAGAAAGGUAAGUUAACUCCUUUAUGCCAACAGGGGUUUUCCGCUGUCUGGCAAAUAGGGGUACAUGGUGGCAUUUAAAGAUUCACAACUGUUAUUAACCAUGAUUUUCCUUCAUAUUCUAGGUACUACCAUCAGAUUGCUCAACACUAUUCUCAAGUUCAAGAAUACAAGGUAUUUUACGAGUACUUUGCAGUAAUUUCUCAACUUGUUUGUCCGCAGGAUUCCAUACUCAAAGAUUGUUUUUGUUUUGUUUUGUUUUUAGCUUGCGGAGAAAUACUUUGUCAAGGGAGGGGACCCACGGGCUGCUAUUGAGAUGUAUACCAAAGCUAAUAUGUAUGAAGCUGCUCACAAGGUAAGGUUUCUUAAAUUAAACAAAAGAGAAGGUGUUAUGAUACGAAGAAUUUAAGAGUAAACAGAGUUAAAAAAAGAAAUAACAAUAUCCCUAAGCUAGGAACGUGGGAAGUCGUGUUGCAUGAGUUCUGCAAAGAGCGCAUUUUGAGUCGUCGGUGGCGUUAAACCAAAACUAGCACAGGUACAACGGCUGAUCAUAUUUAAGGAAUAUACCUCACGGAGCCAGGGAAAACUCAAAGUAAAAACAACAGUGCUGCCUGAAGCGCGGGAAAACGACGGUAACCAAGUCGCGAUUGACCCUAAUCUUGCAUCUGAUUGGUUAAGAGAGUGGCACGAUUUGUCUUGAUCAAUCACAGAAAAAUAAAGGAAAAGUUAUGAGAUUCAAGAUUAUUGUCCACAUUCAACUGAUAUUUGCCUUUAUUCCUGAGGCUCUUUUUUUUGUCAUGUUUCCACAGCUUGCAGUUCAGUGCAUGACACAAGAAGAAGUCGCUGUCAUCUACAUAUCGCAAGCUCAGGAGCUUGAAGCUCAAGGGAAAUACAAAGAAGCAGAGAGGUGAUUCUAACCACUUUGAUGCUUUGAAUUGUAAAUGAGCAGCGCUUUUUUUUUGUUUUUUGUUUUUGCAGUCUCAUAGUUUGCUUUAAAACAUUUCCUAGGUUAUACUGCACAGUUGAUGAACCAGACUUGGCCAUUAAUAUGUAUAAGAAACAUCGUCAGGUAAGUUUAUGAAGACUUCUUUCAGUCUUAAGACCGAAAAUUUCACAUCCCGUCACAUCACAGAGGUGCAUAUGAGACUUUUGUCUGUUUAGCUCCACGUUAUUCGGUAGAUAGACAGGUGCUAAUGAAUGAUUCUUUACGUUUGUAGUUUGACAACAUGAUCAGACUAGUGGCUAUCCACCAUGAGGAUCUUCUCGCCGACACCCACAUUCACCUGGCAAAGGUAUAGUUUGGUUAGCAUGUGAACAGACUCCAGGUUGAAGAGCCGUGGGGGAACUGGCCUCAAGUGAACUAAAUCGGCCGGCGGGGUGGGGUGGGGUUUGGGGAACGGUUCGUUCUUUUGUCUCUGUUAGACUAGUCUUUAAAUGUUGGAGACGUGGGAAAUCACUGGCUCCUCUUACUCUUUUAAAUUGGUGGCAACGCCUUUAAUAAGCGGGAAUUUAUGGAUUUUGACGUAAACGGCCCAGAGGAUAGUUACUUCAAAUAUAGACGAGUUAAUUUGCCUGGACAGAAGAGUACCACAGAAAUCUGAGUAAAGCGCCGUUAAUGAUGGUUCCUUCACUUCUAUUUCUCACAGUGGGUGUGAAAACCUGAUUAAGUAUUUAGUAAAGGAUGUUCUUAAACUUUUAACCUACUUCUAUUGCAGCCCAUGAACACUUUAUUCUCUUUUUACAGGAACUGGAGGCCGAAGGUCAACUCCGCCAAGCUGAGCAUCAUUUCUUAGAAGCGAGAGACUGGAAAGCAGCCGUGAACAUGUACAGGAACCAAGACAUGUGGGAGGAGGCUUACAGGGUGAGUUAUGGAGGGGGGAGGGGCUGGGGAGAUAUUUUCAGGCGUGGGCACAAGACAGGUUUUGUGAGGGCCCUGCAUGGGUUAGGUAGUCCCAAUAUGGGGACAAGGACUAGAGAAGAUAAAUGAUAACUUGAGUCUGCAACAUAAGGGUCAGUGUGAGACUCAAUGGACACUUUUUACUGUAGGUUGCCAAGCAACACGGAAGUCAAAAUGCCUCUAAACAAGUGGCUUACUUGUGGGCCAAGAACUUAGGUAAGUUUGUGAAAGUUAGUUUUUUUUUCUUUUUGAGAGUAUCAUCGGUUCUGUUUUAUCAGAGAAUCUUCGCAACGAAAAUUAUGGUAGAUUUUCCAACAUAGAAGAUUGCUUUAUGAUAAAAUGAAACCUUAAAAAUUGUAGUUUACCAAAAAUGAGCAAAGAUGGCUGAAGAUGGGAAAGAUGAACCUGUAGUGUAAAUUAUGAACUUUAGAAAUUUAGGUCGAUGUUUCUAAAAUAUACGUGCUUUGUUGGAACUCCUCAACCAUUUCAUUCUAAGAUGUAAAAAGAAUUCUCCUCCGUCUCUGUUCGCUAUGUCUUGUGCAUUUCUCUUAAUUUUAUCUCUGAGAAUUUUGUAUUUUAUUACACCCAUUUUGAAAUCACUGAUGGUCCCUGUAAUCUGAUUGGCUCUAAUUGGUGCGAUUUAUUCACAAAUUGCACCAUUUUUUGCUUUAAAUCGCAUCUUUUCCCCAGCCAGUGAGGAGGCUACACUAAAAACAAAACAACCAAUCAGACUUCAAGGCUUGUUUAAAGUAACCGAUCAUAUUGCAGGAAGAUGAAAGACAUGGAGUAUCAUGAGGCAAAUUUUGAAACUUUUGUUUCCAAAACUCUUAUUUUUUCCUCCCAAAAAAUGGAUGAAUUUAAUUUUAAACCAGCUCAGUAUUGUAUUAAUAAAAUAUUUGAAUUGACCAAGUCCUGUAUUUGGGCGAUUUCAAAAUGGAUGUAAUAAAGUGGUAAUUGAACCUCGUGUUGUGCAAUUUUGGUCUGAAAUCAUACUUGUGAUUUCAAAUCGAACUCGCGCUGCGUGCUCGUUCAAUUUUGGAAUCACGCGUAUGAUUUCAGCCCAAAUUGCACUCCACUCAGUUCAAUUACCAUUAUAAAUCAAAGAAUAUCCACCGUAGUUGAUGGUUUUCUUUCCUUUUAUGGCCUUUCUGCUCGGAAAUGUGUCGAUCUUGUUGACUCGAGAGAAAUUCCUUUUUUGUUAUCACUGCGAGUGAGAAGGAGAUGAACUUCCUUCUAUCGUUUGACAAACUUUGAGUUGCCUCGCACUGAUGUCGAUCAGCACUGAUUAAUCGCUCUUUCAAUCCUGAUCUCUCUUAGGAGGGGACUCCGCUGUCAAGUUACUGACUAAGUUUGGUCUGCUGGAAUCAGCGAUAGACUACGCUGCAGAAAACUGGUAAGAUUCAAUUCAAUACUGCAAGUGUCUUCACUCGUCACAUCUGACUUACAUAGAUAGUUUUAGUUUCUACAGUCGAGUUGAAAUGCAUGAUAUGCGUGAACUAUUGAACACCACAACGUAAAGAAGAGAAUGGUUCGAGUCGAUUCUUGUGAACCUAGACAGUGCGAAGUAUUUUGAGUCCAGAUAGGGAAAUGUGUAUCUUUAAACUGAUUGCAAUUCAGUAUUAAGGAACUGGGAUCAAUAUCAGUAUCUGGGCAACUGCCCACCUACCCCUCCCCUAACCCAACAACAGUCUAUUGAUAACAAGUUAGGGUUAAUGUUGGGUUAGGGGAGGGGUAGGUGGGCAGUUGCCCAGAUACUGAUAUUGAUCCAGGAACUGUUUGGUUGAAGUUUUUUUUUUUUUUUUUUUAUGUAAUACACUUUAUGCCGUAAAGUGUUCAAAUAGUCUUACAUUGUUUGUUUUCAGUGCUUUUGAAUUCGCGUUUGACUUGUCUCGAACGGCGAUGAAGUCCAAGUUACCAGACAUUCACCUAAAGUAUGCCAUGUUCUUGGAGGACGAGGGAAAGUUUGCUGAUGCUGAAAAAGAAUUUAUUAAAGCUGGGAAAUCAAAGGAAGCUGUACUUAUGUAAGUCGCAAUAUUUUCAUCGAAAUAAGGAAUUAAGAACUGAAAUUUAUUGGCCGUGUAAUAAGACACAUUAGAAGAUAAAGUUUUAAUUUAGCUUAGAAUGUUACUUGUAAAUUAUGUUAAUACAGUGAUUGUGUAAAAGAAAAAAAAGGACUCGCGCCAAAACCAACAUCGACUUUGACACUGGCGUUUUCCCGCGCUUGGACUGGUCACCUGUAUUUUUCUUUGCAUUUUCAUUGGUUCAUCAUGUCUGUUACGCUUGUUCUGAUUGGCUGUAAUUUUUGUCACAAAGAAAAAUCCUAGCCAAUUUUUGUUGUAGUUGGUGAAAAGAAAUCGUGCCGAAGUCUCUCAACUGCAAUUUUUCGCGCACCUUUUAAAAUUUAUGAGAGAACAUUGCACGCCUUUUCAAAUAAGACGUUCUCUCUUAGAAGUUAAAGAGAUGUGUCCUAUUCAAUCGUGUUUCAGGUAUGUUCACAACCAGGAUUGGGACAGUGCUCAGAGAGUGGCGGAGGAGAAUGAUCCUGAAAGUGUAACUGAUGUAUUAGUAGGCCAGGUAAGAUAUUUUUCAUCCAGGCUUAGUCAAGUGGCAGAAAUGCGCUUCGUGCAUUGCCAUUUGAAUCUUGCCCAACAAGGCUGCUAAACCUGUAAUGCAACCGAAUCUUACCCCUCUUUUUCCAUUGUUUGGUGAUCUGUUCGAACAGUUAGGAGCUGCACAAAGAGACAAUGUUAAGACAAAGAAUUCUUUUCUUUUUUAACUUUUGAAGACGCAAAGCAGCAGUUUUUGGAGUGUGCAUUGUCGCUUCCACCAUUUGGCUUAAACUCUGUGACGUCAUACGUGUGAGGCCAGGUUACUGAGUUGUAUGGUUUGUGGAGUAUACCUCUCCAUUAAGCCCCCGUUUAUUCAUAGUUUAUAGAGUCGAAGCUAAAGGAAUGAUCAGCAAAACUCUGAGAUUUAUUUUUCAUUAAAGGGGUUUUAACCUAUUAAUUUUACUUUUAUUGCAGGCCCGUGUUGCAUUCGACAAAAAAGAAUAUCAAAAAGCUGAGACGUACCUUCUCCGAGCUCAAAGACCCGAACUUGCGGCUCGUUAUUACAAAGUAAGUUUGCAGGAACAGUUAGUUGAUACACAAUAUUUAAAAGAAAUAUUGCUAGCCAUUAUUCUUAGGUGUUCAUCCUAAUGAACAAAUACAUAUGUAGCCUGAUAGUCUUUAUCGUUUGUUUGACUCCAGGAGGCUGGUAUGUGGACAGAUGCUUUGCGCGUGGUGAAGGAAUACUUGCCUCACAAGGUAUGCACAUACUGAAUUCAAGGCUGUAUUCUCUGACAAAACUAAGUACAGUGAGAUACAUAAUCAUUGUACGCUGAUUUUCUUUGCCAACAGCUGGAGCAAUGGCAGGACGAGUACGAUAGAGAAGUCAUGUCCAAAGGAAACAGGUACUCCCCUAUAACGUUAAGACCUGUAGCAGCACCUCACCAAAAAAGGUGCUCAGUUCCACAUGAUAAGAAUGGAACUACAACUAGAAAUAAAAAACAGAUCAGUGUCAGUAUCUAAGCAACUGCGCACCUCCCCCUCCCCUAACCCAAGAUUUAUCGUAACUCGUUACCAGUUGACUAAUACUGACAUUGAAAGACUAAAGAAUAUUACUACAGCAAAAAUACCCACCAUAAACAUGCCGGUGUUCGCCCAUAAACGUAACCGUUUGAAAUUCCUCAUACUGUUUAACAAUAAGAGUCAAUAGUGAUCACUGAAGGAUACACGCCACUAAGGCUUUUAAUCACGAACUAAGAUUUGAAUAUUUCCUAAUUACUGUGGGUUUUAUUUUACAAUUAAUUUGAAGACUCUCAGGAUGGCAGUAAUUUCAUCGAAGUUAACUGUCUGGUUGAUGUUGCUUUUUUCAGAGGUGCAGAGUCGUUGCUGAGUCAAGGAAAAGAAUGGGAAAAGAAAGCUGAAUACAACAGAGCUAUUGACAUGUACUUGAAGAUUACACCAAAUAUGACCACUGACCAUGAACUGGUAGAAGACGCUAUGGUCAAGGUAAGAGGCGCGUGACAUGGAGUGUUGCCUAGCAGCGCGUAUCCUGGUGGUUUAUGCAGAUCAUCGCGCAGAAUGCCAUUGUUCUCACAACAUUUACUUACAGUCGCGAAAAAAAUAUAGAUCUGUAAUAUUAGCUGCGAAGCGUAAUCUGGAGAGCUUUGAUUGGUCAUUGAUUACACAGGCUUUCCUCCUCAGGAAAUAUCGCUUUAGCUCAUUAACUGUUUAGACAGAGCUAAGAAACACUAGCUUAGAAAGUUAUUGUUUACGCUAUUGGUAGAAAAAAUCACAUAUCUCUUCUUCAAAAUCCAUAGGCUAAAAGUGGUUCAUACAAAGUGUUUUUAUUGAAAAUAAGAAAAACAUGCACCCCUCUGGUGAUUUUCAAGCCAUUUUCUCUAUUGUAUGGCGCGCGUUUCGCUAAUUCAGUUUCACAUUUACCGCUGGUCAGUCAUAAAAAGUCCCGGAUUUGUCGUGGCAUUCUGCGCGAUGUAUCAAUCCAUUGUGGAGUUGUUCAGAAAUGAAGAUACAAGCGAUAGAGCAGUUUUCAAUCGAGUGUGCAAAGCACUCUGGGAUUGCAAAGGUUUUCUGCACCGAGCCAUAUGAUUGGUGUAGAAAAUCUGCGCUCUGUCACUCAAUCAAAUCAGUGCGAAACCUCCACUAAGAGCGACUUGAUUACUCUCGUUUUCCCGCGCUUUCAAUCAUUUCUGUGUUUAGAUUUUGAUUUCUCUUUCUCAUCCUAGAGCUUCGGUGUACAAAAUGCUAGAAAACUGGGUAUAUAGUUUACUACUGCUGGAGUAAAGAAUAACACUAGUAUUUUAUAGUUGACACAACCCGCAAAGGAAAGUUACCAUUAAGUAUUUUUUCAGUGUUUUUUAAUUUUUUUUUUUUAUAUUUCAGGCCGUUGAACUUGCUAUGAAAUUCGUAGGUGACCGUGCUUAUGAUGUGGCAAAAGCUGCUUGCCCCAGGCUGGCAGAGAUAAAGUGCUAUGAACAGGUUUGUUCAGGACAGUCUCAGUAUUGUUCUACAAUUCUGUUACUCUUAAAUUCUUACGAAGUUGUCAAGAAGUCUCUACCUAGCAAAUUACGCAGUUAUCUCUAGCCGUGCACUCUCCCGAAAAGUCUUUUUGAGGUCUUAUUUUCUUCUUAGCCAAUCAGUGAGCUAACAAGGUGCCAUUCGACUUAGGAACACGCUUUUAUUUUGGCGUUUUCCCACAAAACUUUUUUGUUACAGAAUCGGAAAAAAAAUGUUUACAGAUUCUUUAUCUGUAUGGAAGUUUCCAAAAGGAAUGGUUGAAAAUUGGAUUAGGGAACUUUGGUUGAGUGUGUUAGCAGUUUGUGUGUGAUUUAUAGAAGCUUUUAGUGUGGAUUAAAUUGCUUCGAAGUAUAAAGUAGGCUUUUCUCUGCUAAAUCCACGGAUAACAGAGUUGUUGUUGCUACCCACUCUUCCCCCCCACCCCUACGAAAAUACAAUAAAAACGUCUCAAAAAAUCGGUUUUAAAAUGUUUUUGCUAAAAGAAAAAAAAUUGGCUGACUGCUGACCGUUAGCAAUCAGGCUGUAUGCACUUGUGCAUGUAAGAGUAAUCCUAGCGGGGUGGGCUGAUGGAGAUACAAAAGAAAUGUGGAAAGGUGUUUAAACAUUUAAUUUGUCUUUUUCACCAGGCAGGUGAGUUGUAUCUGGGCGUGGAGAUGGUCAAGGAAGCCAUUGAUGUGUAUAUUCAGGGAGAGCUUUGGCCAAAGGCGAAGAGAUGUGCAGCAGAAAUGGCACCCAAGUACGUGAAUGUUCAAUUAACACUUUGAAAAGUCAGUUCUAAUGUCACAAAAGGGUACCUAUCUAAACAAUCGAACAAUUAUUUAAUGGUAGACACCAUAGGUAAAUUUAACGAGAAAAAGUUAAAAUACAAAAGAAUGGUGGAGCUGGACCGGAUUGCAAAUGGCGAACCUUUUUUGGUAUGAUACAAUAGGUGCUAGAAAGGAAAGUCGCCUUUUCUGAUAAUUUAAGUUAUUUGCUUUCUCGUGUACGAUUUUCCAAAGUUUUUUCCAUCCGAGUCUCAGUGAAUUUGGGGUUAAGUAUCUUCUCUCCCUGUCAUGCAGGUAUGAACAGUACGUGGAAGAUGCAUACGUUGCGUUCUUGAAACAGAAAGGCCAGGCUGAACAGGUUAGACUGGAGUCAAUUAUGAACAAUGAUGAACUGAAUUAAAUAACCUUCUUAGGCAGUUUAAGGAAAGUUUUUUGUGGGUCACUUUCCAGUUUUCUUUAUGUUUUGAUAAAAUGCAAAGAGCUCAGGCUCAAAAAAUGUAGCUUCAAGUUUUUAAGGUGUCUCUCUCUGUAUGCUUGGUUCUUUUUUGCCUCUUAGCCUCUUUUUGUAGUUUAGAAAAACUAAUAUGGUCAGGUUUUCUUAAGAUUAGGAAGCGCUGGUUCUGCAAAAUACGCUGACUGAGCUUCUUUACGUAAAGCUCAAAUUUUCCGGCGUAGCUGGGUUUUCCAUGUUUUGUCCUAAUUUCAUUCGUGGAUUAUUCCCUGUCUAGAUUGUAAUUUCUCUCUGAUUCCAAGCUGAAGGAAAAGAGACCUAAAUUGUUCCUUUGUUCCUUUUUUUAAUAUUUUUUUUUUUGGGGGGGGGGGAGGAGGUUAUAACCCACCGAAAAUGAGUGGGGAGGUUGAUAGUGCACAAGGCAGUUUCCCAAGUUCAAGAAUACUUGUGUGUGCUAUACGCUCCUACCUUGUAUGUUGUAGUGGAAAAAUUCAGUCCUGAGCAGUUCUCAAUUGAUGUUUUAGUUGGUCGACGUAGAUGUCAUAGCUGGUCUGGAUAUGAUGAUACAACGUGGGCAGUGGGAUAAAGCCAUUGAAACUGCCGAGCAACAGGUGCGUGACAUGGCGUUACGAGAUUUCUUAUGUGACAAGUUGAAUUACACCUGGCGUUGUAGGUUUUUGUGUGUGACCUUGUCAUGCCUCACGCUUGUGUAAUAACAUUCCUUUUAACUUAUGCAGAAAAGUCCAUUAUAUGUUAAGUUAAUGUUAGUGAUAGCUGUGUACUGGAGCUCUAAAGGACAUAGUCAAUCAGAUUUCAGUGUUAUGACUACAUUAGCAUUCGAUCAAAUCGCCAUCUUAGAUGCCAAUCCGGCUAUAUGAUUGGUUUAUUUGUACCUCCUAGUACAUAAUACUGAAAUCUGAUUGGCUAUGUCGCAUAGUGCCCCAGUAGACUACCACCUUUUUUCCGAAAAAGGUAUCUAUUGCGUGACAUUUAGUAGCACCGUCUUUUUUCCUUAAGGGCUACGAGGUUCUUAGUAAAUAUGUGGCCCUAUACGCUGCUAAUGUUAUCAAAGACGGAAACACAUUGAAGGCUUUGGACUUAUUCUGCAAAUACGGAGCACCGGCUAAUCCUCAGGUGAACUAAACGUUCUCUUUGACUUACGACACGUGUUAUUUAUUUGGUGAUAUAAUUGAGAUAACCUCCUCUCACCAGUACUUUCACUUUGCCCUUUACCUUUCCGCUUUUUUUUUUUGUAUUUAUAUUGCAAGGAGAAGACACAUUUUAAUCACUUGGUUAAUCGCUGUUCUUGUCGACAGAAUUUUAACAUUUACAAGCGGAUCGUUAUGGACGUUAUAUCAAUGCCAGGGCUCAGGUCUGCUGACAGUUAUCGCACAUGGGCAGACCUCAGAGAUGUGCUGUUUGAAAUUGUAAGUGCGACUAUACUUGAACAGUUUUCAGAGUGUUGCUUUCUCCUCUCAUUUCCUUCCCCACGUGAUUGGUUUAAAAAGAAACAAAUACUCAUCCGCUCAUCCAAUCAGAUUCCAAAGCUCUACCAACCGCGACUUGGUCAAACGCAUUUUCCCGCGCUUGGCGUAGUGACGUGUAUUUUCUUCUAAUUUUGAUUGGGUUGGGUUGUUGUUUACGUUUGCUCUGAUUGGCUCUCGUAAUCUUAUUGUUUUGGGAUUUUGACAUUUUCUUGAUACUUUAAAUCAAGUUGCAAUUUUGAACGUUCUUAAGAAUUUUGACAAAUGUCUCAUACAUUCUUCUGAAUCACAUAAGGUUGAAGGCUUAAGUAAAGGAUCCAACUCGCCUCAAGCUCAGGAGUUCGGGGUCAUGUUAGAAGUCGCCCAUUACUACAGUACUAGAUGCGCCUGCAUGCAGCACAAGUCACUGGUAAGUAAGGCUUCCGUCUGAUUUCGGACGCUAUCGUUCGACUUCGGAUGCUGUCGUUUGAUUUAUAGAUAUUACCGUUUCGUUUCGGAUGCUAUUGUUCGACUUCGCAAGCUAUCGUCCAACUUAGGCAUUUUCCGGGUCAUGAUUUUGUUGUAAUUACAUUUGUCUUUUUACAGGAUACCUUAGCCGCCAAAUUGUCGACCUCCCUUCUACGACAUUCCGAUAUUAUUCCUUGUGAUAAAGCUUUUUAUGAAGCUGGAGUUGCAGCUAAGGUAAGACAUACAAUUUCCCACGUAUCUGUAAUCUUUAAUGCAUUGAAUGCGUGAAAUUACUAAUUUAAAAACACUUCUCAGCUGAUAUUUGUCGCCAAACAAGAUUUUUAAAAUGCCUCAAUAUGUAGUGCCUGCCAUAAAAAAGUACAACUGUCUGUCACUGAGACCAUUCUCUAAAUUUUGAAGAUUUGAAUCCAUUUCUUUGUACCUUUCCUACAAUUUAAUAAAUACCCUUUAAGUCGUUUCUGCGAUGUUAUUGAAUAAAGGGGGUAAGUUUCUAAAGAAUGGAAAGAAACUAUGGUACUGCGUCGGUGGAAGAGUAUAACAGGGUACUUAAGUAGUAUCAACUGAGUUGAUAACGUAAAUUGGCCACCGUAAAAAGUUUCAAAGCUGACGUUUUGAGCGUUGGCCCUUCGUCAGAGCGAAUGACGAAGGGUUAGCUCGAAACGCCAGCCCUGAAACUCUUUACGUGGCCAAUUUCCGAUAUCAACCUAGUUGAUAAUACUAAAUAACUUUGCGAUAUGAUUGCUGAAUCAUUUAUAUUUAACGAAACACCUUUCUCUCUAACAGGGCGUUGGCUGGGACAAUAUGGCUUUUGUUUUCUUGAACCGCUAUUUGGAUCUCAGCGAGGUAAUUCCCUUUUUUUUCCUCGCUUUUUCAUGAAGCCGGAAUUUUCGCCUAAUGUGAUCAAUUGCCUCUUGGCAGGGUAUUGAAGAGGGCAGUCUUGAUAUGUUGGAUAACAGCGAUUUUGCGGACACUGAUAUUCCGUUCGAGGUACCGGUUCCAGAAAAACAACACUUACCGGUGAGUUGGAAGAAAGUUAGGCUAAAGAAGGAAGCGUUUGUUGUUUUAAACGCGGCUUAAAAGUUUAAAUUUUCCAACAAUGUUUACUUUUCAUGACGUGAACUUUUCAGGAAGAGAAACGCGAGGAAGUGAAGGAAUGGGUGCUAGCUGUCUCAAUGGAUCAAAAGGUCUGUUUUGAAAUUCUUUUCAUGUUAAAUGGAAGAAAAAAAUCAAACAGUCUACGAUUUCUUGUGGAAGCCCCUUCGCUUUGACAUCAAUUCCUCUUAGUUAGCAGACGAGGGUUACUCGCUUUGAUCAGUUUGGCUUUACCAGAGCAAAAAAAAAAAGAAUCAUUUUCUACUAGAAAGUCGCACUGUUAAGUUAAAAGAUAACUCUUUCUAACACGUGAUUUUUUUACCCAGGUGGAGCAAGUUUUGCCAACAGAUGAGCGUGAUACUUAUGAAGCUUGCCUUGUGGCAGUGAACACUGGUAUAACGUCUCCGCCGUGUGUCAUCACAGGUAAGGCUUUCCAGUCGAUUGUCUAACAAUCUGUUUUAACCCUUUAACCCCUAAGAGUGACUAGAAUCCAAAUUCUCCAUACGAUAUCACUCCUGAAUCACACAUUAUGGUAACAAGAAUAAAGAAAACGAUCACCAACAAAAGAAGCUCCUGAUUGUUCAAUAAAUUCUCCCUGUUGGCACCUUAGAGUAUGGAGAAGAGUAUGGAGAAUGUGCAUAUUGAUGUGAGGGUGUAAAGGGUUAAUCAUCCUAAUCCUGAACCACUCUUGUUCCUUCUUGGUUUAUUAUGGCCUCUUUUGUCAUUUUCUAUUUUACUGAAGUUCUAUUUUGUAUUUUCCAUUGAGAUAAAGGCAGGUUUGCAUGAUACAAAAAAAACAACCGCCACCUCAUCAAAGGACACUAAACGGCGAGGGUUUUUUUUUUAGGUGAUCUGUGAUCCGUAUCAAUCUUAUCCAUCAUUACCCAUCUUCUUUUCUUCUAGCUUUAUUUUUCCUCCUUUCGCUAUUUCCUAUCUCACUGAACUUAUAUUUUGUAGUCUCCUUUGAGGUGGAGGUAGUUUUUGUAUGAUGUAAUGAAAACAAAAGAUGACCGUGAACUCAUUAUGGGGAUGUGUAACAGAACACUAAACUACGAAACGUUCCCUUCUUAGGAUAUCCUGUUCUGCGAAACAAGAUUGAAUUUAAACGACCGGGCAAGGCUGCGAACAAAGAAGACUGGAAUAAGUUUAUCAUGGCUACCAAGGUGAGCCUAUUGCAAUUUUGGACUGAAAUUGUCUAAUCAGAGAGCACAAACUUCUCGUGAGAAGUUAUCAAGAAACACUAUUAGCGGUGCAGACAAUAUUUCAUAGAUGAAGGCUAGGUGCCUAUCCUUCUUGAAAAUGGAGGUUGCGGUUUUAAUAACUGGACAGUGGAGAUGAGAUGCAGGAGUUGUAUUUGUCACAUUUGCCACAGCAUCUUACACGGCGAAAAUGGGACACAACUCGCUUGGUUUUUUAUUUUUUACUGAUUUAUUUAGUUGUUAAUAUAUAUUUCAAUCACAACACUGACAAUAUAAAAUUACAAAUACCAACACUACGCUCAAAACAAUACUUACAGUGGUAAGGUUCACUUACUUAUAAAAAUAUUUUACAUUACAAGACGCUUCUGUCCUAUUAGUUCACCGCCAAUCCACUCUUUCUCUUUGGAUAACUUUAUUCUUCAUGUUUCAUAUCUUUUACCCUCUAAGAUUCGGUACAGCGCUCUUUAACCCUUUGACGCCUGAGAGUGACUAGCAUCUAAUUUCUCCUUACAAUAUCAGCCCUGAAUUACGCAGUAAGGCCACUAAAAAUAAAGGAAAUGAUUACCAACUAAAAAGCUCUCAACUGCUAAACAAAGUGUUCUUGUCAGCACCCAAGGAAAUGUAUAAAGAGCAGUAUGGAGAGUGUACAUACUGAUAUUAGGGUUAAAUGGUCAAACAUUGGUUUAAUGCUACAUUACUUGAGAAAAGUAAUCUUUGAGAUAUCUGUAAUGAAUUGCUCUGUUUUUCUUUUCGCUCUUCUUUAGGUUUCUCACAGCCCUGAAUGUCAAGAUGUGCUGCGUUUUCUGGGAAACUGGUGUGGAGCGCCUCAAAAUCCCUCGUAUUCCUUUAAUUAGGAGUUUGCACGACGUCACUUUAUUCAACUCAUGAGUUAUAUAUUAUUCUCAGAUCCGUUCCGUGACUUGUAGAGAUCCAUGACGUCUACAGAUCCUUAAGAGAUCUGUCACGCAACUCGCAACACUUUGGAUUCAUAUCCGAACACUGCGUGACGACCCAAAUGAGGCUCCGCAUGAGACUACGGUCUAAAUCGCUUAGUAGUAUUUAUUAUUGUUGUAAAUAACUUGAGUGUUACAGUAUUGUUACAAAAGUGUUACUUCUUGGUCAGAAAGUAAAUUAAGUAAGCUAGUAUUUUGUCUUUUUAAUCAUUGAUUUGGGCAUGCGUAGUGAUGCAUGCACUUUGAGGCCCGUUGCGUGUCAGUUAUGGCUCUUUUUGAAGUUGUCUGCUCCAGUCCUGCAUGACCUGAACAUAUCGUGACCACUUAUGAAUUUGGCUGCCUGGCAUCUGCUGUUCAAACACGUUGUCCGCACUUAACCGCACCCCCUCCUCUUUCUCCCAAUACCGUCAGCUUUUUUGUCCACAAAAAUUACCGCAAGAAGAGGUUGGUUAGCAUUUUUAACAAAGGUUUAUCGUCAUCCUCAAUUAGACCAGCUACAUGUUAAAAUACUUCUUGCCAAUUGUCGUCUUUGAUGAUAGCUUCCUUCUCAAUGGUGUUUAGAGAUUUCCCAAACGCAAGCUUUAACCUGGAAAUAAACUGAAAACUUACUUCUAGACUGCCUCCGUUAUCACAAUAACUGGUUACCUUGGUUGAAACUGAACUGAACAACUAGAUUACGCGUCUUAAAUUAAACGUAUUAGGCGACAAACAUUGCGAUAUAUAAAUUCAAACGGAGAACGCGCGUAACAGUAAACAUAACCAGCGUGCGCGUUAAAGUUGUUAAUUAAUUAUAACAAAAUGAAUGUUCGGUGAAACAUAUGAACUUGGUUUUGUAAGAUGCGCACCUCGAGAUUUUUCUUCAAAGCUUUCCACCCAGAUCACGCUCGGUGAAACAAGAUAUUGUAGGACGUAGAUUAUUCUUUCGACAUAUUUCGGUUCUAAUUUUUCUUUUAUUUUUCGAUGGGAUAUCUAUAUUUUAGGUGUUCUUCUUUCCAAAUUUUGGUCAAUUACGAAAUUUGGCAUCAGGCCACAACUUUGCUCGAGUCUCUCUGUGUAAGAUAAGAGCAAAGACAGUUACUAAUGAGGUAAAUGUCACCCGAGCCGUGAGGAACAUUUUGCAUUUGAUGUCAGUGGCUCUUGAUUAUUUUUUAAGGAAACAGAGCUGCAUGGUUAGAGUUUCCCGUCUUUUGUAAUUAUCUCUUGAUCACGACAGCGUCCUGUCCUCCUCAUACGAGUUCAAUCUCUCAAUUAUUCCUGUAGAGCUCAAACCUAACUGUUGUCUGAAAAUUUCGACCUCGCUCAAUUUCUUAACCUGAAAUUUCAUUGUUUUAGCCCUGAAUUGUCAAUGAACUCCGAGAAUCAUCUGACCACUAGAAAACAAUUUAGGGAACGGAUUACCUAUCAGGGUGUCGAUCUAGUGGUAUCAAAGACUUUUGAAACAUUUGAAUGGCGAUUCCUUUCAUUGAGCCGAAAGCUUAGGGCCUGCUCCACAAAGACUGUUUGCGCUGUGAAUUUUUAACAGAGAUUUAAAACAAAAGUUCCUGUUGUAUUUUCAUCUAGGUUAACUUGAUUUCAAAAUUCUUAAAGAUUAUUCACGUCAUUUUUUUUUUCGUAGCAAAGUGCUUUUCUAUCCUAUCCGCGUUUGUUAAGUCGCCGCGUUACAUGACUUCCUGUCCUCCUCUUAGAAGGUCAAUCAUCCAGCGGAAUCACAAGCACGUUGUAACAUCACUUCCGUGUCGUUGACUUCCUUUUGAAAUCAUCAACCAAUCAUAGUAGCUCACGUACGCUAGAGUUGGUACUCAGUCUCCUGCAUUAAGAGUAAAUAAAGAUUCGCGUUCAAGUAGGUCGAAGCACAAUCACUGAAGACACCGAAGAGGAAAGACUGUUUUAGUUCGAGUUUGUGUUGUCUGGAGACAUGUUGGUUUAUGUACUUUUCUGUUCCUUAGUCGCCACCACCGCUGUAUCUGGUAAGUUGUUAAACCGCUUUUAAUUAAUCAUUCAGGUCACCCACGGGAAUGCAUAUAUGGCGAGCUGACUGCAGAAGACAGUUUCCACAGAAUAGGGGUCAAAUGCGAAAAAAAACGUCACUUUAUGCCACGUAGCUAUCUGAAAUUUUUGUACUCUUCGUUGAUAAACUACAUCAACAAAAUGGUGGCGUGGCGUGAAAAAAAGAACAAAAACGUAAAAUUACUAUAUAUCAUCACCUAACGGUUGGACCACUAUGUCAUAACUAGCAAAUAACAAACGAUUGUUUAAUACAGAGUGACUGCCUAAUACCGUGCUGCUUAAUACCGGUUUGACUGUAAUAUCUUGUAAUACGGUCAACGAGGAAUGCAUUUCCUGUUUUAUAAUGGCAAUAAAUGGUACAAGUAAACUGUCUUCGUAAAAGUUACGGUCAAAUUAUGGGAACGCGCAGCAGGGAAAUUAUAAAUCCUCAAGAAGAAAACACGUACUUCAGGAAGAAGAUACCUAGAAUUGCAAGUCAAGUAAUUCAUUUUCUCCGAGAAAAAAACUGUUUGAAAUUGCUCUUACUUUCUGAAAUUUGAACGACAUUGAGUGUAAACAUAUCCCUAGCAAAGUAAAUCUCUGUAGCUUUUUUCAUCGUUUCAUCUUAAUAAUUUAAUUUUCUCGGCCGUAACAUCACUUCGCUAGUGGUAAGUUUGAAGGAUUUUCCAGCUAGGAUACUUGUUUAGCUACAGGUAGAAAUGAGUAUUAUUGUACUGAUUUUUAUUUUCAGACGCGGUUAAGGGGUCUAUUGUUAAGGUUAGCCAAAUUAAGCGCUCACGAAAUAUCUUGUCUAAAGGUUUUUAUUUUAAAAUACAAAAGGAAAAAAAAAUGAUUCACACCGAAAUUUCCAACAGUUUCAGAUCUUUCAGUGAAUUUUUUCAUAAAACCUACAAGGAGUACAGUUAUCGCAAUUUGAGUAAGGGCCUUUUCGCAUUAGCGGAAAAAACUAGAAUUGUGCCGACAAAAUCAUAAGUCAAACUUUAUCAUGACAAAUUUUUGUUUUGUCUGUUGCAUCCGCAUUAAAAAUUUCAAAGCCGUCAAAUUCCAUCAGCGCCUGAGCAGUUCAUAGGACCGGCCGGCAUAGUUGCUAAAGAAUUCCACCUCCUAUUUCCAGGAUUUAUUCUAAGUUGUUUGAACAUUUUUGGAAUCCCCGAGUUUUGCAGCAAAGGCAAUUUUUGUCUUUCUCGUAAACUGAUUUCAGUUCAAUUACACGUUUGUCGUAGCUUAUACGACAAAUGAUUGACAAGUUUAUCACGGUUUUGUUUAAUGAGUCGAUCUUGCCAAAUUUUUACCCGCGACAAAUUUUUGUCGGCGGUGCGUCUAAAGGUUUGUUUGCUGCGGCCAAAAUUUGUUAAGUCGCGACGAAUCAUCCGCACUUGUAAAGUGCUGGUGAUAACAGAAAAUUUGUCUAAAUAAACAAUUUUUUCGCUAAAUUACAGAAGAAGAAAUUCCGAUCUAAAAGACACCAAAUGCAAGAAAAUUGUUAUCUACCAAUUUUUUUGGCCGAAAUGGAUCGCCUUUAUUCGUAUUUCAUCACAUGAAACUAGUUAAGUUCGUCAUGGAAAUUUCGCGUUCUAAUGAUCGCCGUUAUGUAGCCUAGCAACUAGAACACGAUGAAUUUUUCUCCAUAUGGGGACAGACACUAAGUUUUCGUUUAUCUUGCCCAUCAGUCCUUUCCAUUCCCAUUUCUCUGAUCAGGAAAAUUGUUAGCUCAGCGAGAGAUCGCGUUAAUUGAGGCACAUGGUGAUGCUAUGCUCUCUUGAGUCUGUCUUUCGCGACUUCUCCUCCGCUCACUCUUUGCCCACUUGCUUUCUUCCGCGCCGACUUUUGCCUUAGCCACGGUGGAAAGGAUUAUUUCUGUCACAAUAAAUCUAUUUGUUUAAAAAUUAUAACAAUUGUAUUUUGAUCCUAACUAGAACAAACACGUUCAUUAAUUCAAUUUCCUUGCUUCCGUGCUUUUGUCUAUACUAUCCUUAAUUUCAUUAUAUUUUCCAACGUGAUGAUAAUACAUUUAUAAUGAAGGAUAAAUUUAAACAAGGAAAGGAUAAGUACCAACGAUAAAGAGAUGGAAAGGGCAAAGAAUAUUGGAGAAUAAUUAUAUGCCCUUUUGUCGGGUGAUAUUUGUUCUGAGAUGAAAAGGAAAAAGAUACAACAGCAGGGGUUUCAUUAAUUUUUUUUUUCCCAAGCGGCUGAAAUAGGCAGCUGUGUCGUAAGGCGAAACCCAAACAAGCGAUCUUACACGUAAGCUGAACAGAUGGCGUUAAGAGGUCUUAAUGGCAGCGUUAGACUGAAACCAGCCUUAAUUGAAACCCCUGCGAUAGAUAUGACGAUAUCGAUAAUAUAGGUUGUUGAGAGGAAACGGUAAAACGAGGGAUAACAAGAUAUUAGCAAUAAGUUCGGUGUAUUUUGCUAUAAUUUUCUCGUCGGAUUUUUCUUAAUUAUUCCAGUAAUAGCAUUCAGUAAAUGAUAGGCAAAGGUUUGUAUGAUUUUUUCCGUAAGACUUUGGGUUUCGGUGAUGUAACGGUGUAUUUCGAGUGGUAUGAUAAUGCAAAAGACGAUUAUAAUUAUACGAAUUAGAUAAAUUUCUGUCGUAUUGAUUGAUUUUGAAACGCAUUUCAAUUAUUCAUAUCACAGAUGUGAUUCAAAGAUAGAUCAUGAAUAAAAUGUAAAGAUCCCUCCCAAUCGAUUCCUUUUCCUGCCGAUCUGAGUACCCGUGUACUAAUUUUAAAUGACUAAAAAGCCAAGAUUUAUAUCGUAUCACUAGUCAAUUCGAGCCUGCGUCAAGUUCAAGUCAAAUUAGAUUUUUCCUUUUUUAGCCGUUAGUCUUUUCUUUUUUGUUUUGAUUUGAUUUCCGUGUUCAAAUUAUCUACCAGGGAUAGAAAAACGAUUUGUUUACUUUGAUCCGAGACUGAUUUUUCUUAAAUUCUCGCCAGAAAUAAUGUAUUUAUCUACUAAAGUGGUGAAUUUCGCUAGAUUUCACUUAAAUACUUAAGAUUAUGCAAACAAAUCAUCAUUUGGAGAUACCUCGUCUCGGAAAGUAUCUUGUAUACUUAAGUUACCUCGAAUAGCUUCGUCCGAGUAACACACACUUGUAUAUAACAACAUAACAACUCUGAAGAAGUCGAGGUCGGUCUCAACUUUGACGAACAUCCAGACGUUCUUUUAGGGUUAUUAUUACUCAGACAGUUGAUGCGACAGCGCGUAAAAUUUCGCAAUACAUUGCUAAAGUUGGCAUGUUCGUUUAAAAAAUGACCACGAUUGUUUAAUGGAAAUGUUUUUGUUAUAAUACUGAUUUUAGAUAAUUUAACCCUCUUAAACAGUGAUAAGAUGUAAUUUCGUUCGUAAUUAAUUUCGUUAGGUUCGUAUAUUGAGAAAUCAGGAUCAAUUUUACCUUUCUGUCAACCUUUUAGGCUUGGGAAACCAUUGCAGUCUUCCGAUGGAAAUAGGGUUCUGUAAAGCAGCGAUGCCCCGUUUCUACUACAACAGCCUGACUGGAGAGUGUGAGAAGUUUACUUAUGGAGGUUGUGGAGGAAACAAAAACAAUUUUCUAACGAAGGAAUCGUGUUUGAAAGAAUGUAAAAAGGAAGAAGUUAAUGGUAAGCGAUAUGUCCCCUUUGGAAGCUAG
Molecule: messenger RNA, 32110 nt
Organism: Pocillopora meandrina
Lineage: Eukaryota; Metazoa; Cnidaria; Anthozoa; Scleractinia; Pocilloporidae
Source: the annotation of a GenBank genome assembly